GCACGUGUGUUGUUGAGUAAAAUAAUGGCAGAAAUUAAAUUUACUGGUGACCAAGAUGAGCAAUUGGUAAAAAUAGUAGCAGAAAACCGACUACUGUUCGAUCCUGAGGUCGAGUCAUACAAGGAUGGGAAUAUUCGUGAUAACGUCUGGAAGGCUAUAGCUGGGAAGUUAAACAAAAGUGAUGGAGACUGUAAAAAACGGUGGAAGUAUAUACGGGAUUCAUACAAUCGAUUUAAACGCAAAAGAAAUAUGUCAACCGGAUCAGCUUCACCACCAAAAAAUUCUAAGUGGGAUUUUUUCAAGAGACUCCAAUUCUUAGAACUGGUUUCAACAGAAAGACCUACUGCAUCUAAUGUUGAUUCAGAUUCAGCAGUCCCGUCAACUUCAAAUUCACCGGCAAACAUGGAUAUGCAAGAAGCAACAUCAGUGACAAGUGGGAUGUCCAACCCAAGUACAUCUGAGGUAUGA
Molecule: messenger RNA, 468 nt
Organism: Zootermopsis nevadensis
Lineage: Eukaryota; Metazoa; Arthropoda; Insecta; Blattodea; Termopsidae
Source: RefSeq, a predicted model, not a curated record